AGUCCUCGGUUCAGAAGCUGGCCGCGGAGCAACCAACAUUUGGCUCAGCCUUCCGUUGCCAUGCCGCCAAAGAAGAAAGUGGAGGAGGAGGUGGUUGGGCCAUGGAUGCUCGGGAGAUGGUCGCGAGCUCUGAAGGUCGGGCUGGUCGGCAUGCCGAAUGUCGGCAAGAGUACGCUCUACAAUACUCUGAGUAAGUCGCACCAUUCCAAGACUGCCAACGUGCCUUUUUGUACCAUCGACCCCACAGAGACCAGGGCCUUCGUGGAAGACGAUCGCUUUGACUGGCUCGUGGCCCAGCACAAGCCCAAGAGCGAGGUCAAGGCCUUUGUGACGGUGGUGGACAUUGCCGGGUUGAUCUCUGGCGCGCACCAGGGUGAGGGCCUGGGCAACGCUUUCCUCUCCCACAUCCAGUCCGUGGAUGGCAUUUGCCACGUGAUGCGAGCCUUCGAGGACGAUGAUGUGAUCCAUGCAGAGGAUACCGUCGAUCCGGUUCGCGACAUCAACACAAUUUGCAGCGAGCUGCGCUUGAAAGACAUCAGCUACAUGAAGGGCAAGGUGGAGCACCACAAGAAGGGCCACUCGGCGGCGCGGACCAAGUCCCCGGCGCACCUCAAGAAGUGGGAGGAGGAGCUGGAGACUAUGGACAAGAUCAUUGCCUGGCUGGAAGCCGGCAAGGACGUGAAGAACGGCAUGGACCAGUGGACUACGAAAGACAUCGAGUUCUUGAACGACUACGGCUUACUCACGGCGAAGCCUUGCAUGUAUGCCGUGAACAUGAACAAGAAGGAUUUCUGCAGGAGGAAGAACAAGUUCCUGAAGGCGAUCUUCGACUGGGUCAAGGAGAACUCCCCGGGGAGUGAGAUCAUCCCCUACUGCGGCUCCUACGAGGAGGAGCUGCAGGAUAUGGAGACGGACGCGGAAAGAGAAAAGCAGCUGCAAGAAGACAGCGUGACCAGCGCCAUGCCAAGGAUGAUCACCACCGCCUUCCACAUGGUGCACCUGAUCAACUUCUUCACUGCGGGCCCGGACGAGGUCAAAGCCUGGACCAUCCGCAAGGGCUUCAAGGCUCCGCAGGCGGCGGGUGUCAUCCACACCGAUUUUGAGAAAGGUUUCAUUAUGGCGGAGGUGAUGGCGUAUAGCGAUCUCAAGGAGCUUGGGAGUGAGGCAGCCGUGAAGGCAGGCGGAAAAUAUCGCCAAGAAGGCAAGAACUACGAGGUUCAGGACGGGGAUGUGAUUUUCUUCAAGUUCAACCUGGGCAAGGGCAAGUGAGCUUUUGAGCGGCGAGCUCAAGAGUAGCCUAUAUCUAGAUGGUUGCCUCGCGCUUUCCGAGAGGCAGCAAAGGCCCCGCGCUCUUCGAGAGCGAGUUGUGUACAGUUUUGAACAUGCCGCGCACGCAG
This is a messenger RNA of Effrenium voratum, 1397 nucleotides long. NCBI's taxonomy places the organism in Eukaryota, Dinophyceae, Suessiales, Symbiodiniaceae. The record is from the annotation of a GenBank genome assembly.